Messenger RNA from Nestor notabilis (Kea), 339 nucleotides. Its product is annotated as claudin-11-like. Gene Ontology annotation, molecular function: structural molecule activity. Gene Ontology annotation, cellular component: plasma membrane; bicellular tight junction. The transcript is spliced from 3 exons. Bases 1 to 339 code for a protein of 112 amino acids. Gene Ontology annotation, biological process: cell adhesion; bicellular tight junction assembly. The record is from RefSeq and is a predicted model, not a curated record. NCBI's taxonomy places the organism in Eukaryota, Metazoa, Chordata, Aves, Psittaciformes, Psittacidae.
AUGGUGGCCACCUGCCUGCACCUGGCCGGAUUUGUCUGCAGUUUUAUAGGGUGGAUUGGGGUGGUUGUGGCAACAGCCACCAAUGACUGGGUGGUGACUUGCGGCUACACCCACAGGAAAAUGGAUGAGCUGGGGUCCAAGGGGCUGUGGGCAGACUGUGUCAUGGCAACAGGUCUCUAUCACUGCAAGCCCCUCGUGGACAUCCUCAUAUUGCCAGGUAUGUCUAAUCAAGCAUGCCAAAGUCUUGUCCCUGUAAGUUUAGUUAUAGGUUUGCCUUCCUUGUUGCUACUGUUGUUCAAUAGGAUCCAGCAGAGGAGAAAGAGAAAAAGCUUGCCCUGA